AUGCCCAAGGAUCAAGAGAAGCAUCAAGGCACCCUUGAUUCUUUCUUUGGAAUCAAAUCAGCGGCGAAGAAGCAAACGACGCUGAAUGGUUUCUUCAAGAAGCCGAGCAAUGACAAAGAGAACACGGAGAAUAAGACAUCAGAAAAAACCAAAGCCAUCGACAAACGGCGGCAGCAUGCCAUUCUAGAUGAUAGCAGUGACGAAGAAGAUGCAAAAGAGAAGAUUGCUCCAAGCCCUGCCAAAAAGGCCAGAACGGAGGAAAAGAAGGACGAGGAUGAUCAUUCGCAAGAUAAGAAACCAGAGGCGAAGACGAAAGAGUCGUCGUCCGACAAUGAAAUAGACGACGCCAUGAAGAUGCAAAAGCCAAAGAAGAAAGCAAGUCCAGCAACAAAGAGCAUUGAAACAAAGAAGAAAGAAUCGUCUACCAAACCCGCUGUCAAAGAUGACACGACCAAUGAUGCCAACAUAGACAACAACAAGGUGCUUACCAACGCUGCCAAGAAACUCGCCAAAGCUGCCAAAGUUGACGUCGAUGUAGAAGAAAUUCCGUCUCCUGUCCCAUACGCCGAGCUGGCCAAGGUCUUUGAAGCGAUUGAAGCCACCACCAAACGGCUCGAGAUUCAAGCCAUUUUGACAAAAUUGAUACGCCGGGUUGUGAAAUAUUGCCCUCACGAACUCCAUUCCAUCAUUUACCUUGCGAGUAAUUCCAUUGCGCCAGCUUAUGACUGUGUGGAACUCGGUAUUGGAGAUUCUAUUUUGGAAGGUGCUGUGGCACAGGCCUAUGGGGCUAAUCCGAAAACCGUCAAGGAAAAGUACCAAACAGAGGGGGACUUGGGGACCGUCGCCCAAAGUUGCAAAAGCAAUCAGAGAACUCUUGGGUUUGCCAUGAUGAAGCCAAAGCCUCUGACAGUAGGCAACAUUCUAGACGUCUUUCGAAAAAUUGCUGCCAUUUCGGGUUCCAAAUCCAAAAAUCACAAGAUUGACCUCAUCAAGGGGCUGCUAGUCAAGGUGCAAAAUCCAGCGGAAACCAAGUAUAUCAUCCGUGGUUUGCAAGGCAAAUUACGAAUUGGAUUGGCAGAAUCCACAGUGCUAAUAUCGCUGGCACAUGCUGUGAGCUUUACCAUUCCUGCCACUGUUGCCGAUGUUGUGCUCAAAGAUGAUGACGAUGAGGAGGAGGAGGAGAAUGCUGGGCUCGGAAAGAAUGAAAAAACCUUCCAAGACAAAUCAGCCGCAGUCGAAAAGAGAUUGGAAGCGGCCGUCAAUAUUGUCAAGAAGGUAUACUCGGAAGUCCCUUCCUACGAUGCCCUCUUGGAUGCCGCCCUGAAGUUUCCAUUGAUACACCUAGGGGAGAACUGUCCGUUCCGACCUGGUAUUCCAGUAUUCCCCAUGCUUGCCAAACCAACAAAGUCAAUACAAGAAGUACUUAAGCGCUUGGAUGGAUUGGAAUUCACUUGUGAAUUCAAAUACGAUGGAGAACGGGCUCAGAUCCACAAGACCUCGGAUGGAGAACUCAAGGUGUUUUCGAGAAACCUGUUGACUACCACUGGAAAAUAUACAGAAGUAGCGGAUUAUGUGCAAGCGGCAUGUACGGACGCUGUAGAGUCCUUUGUCAUGGACGCAGAAGUUGUUGCCAUCAAUCGGGAUACUGGAAGGCUACUACCGUUCCAAGUUCUAUCCACUCGAAAGAAGAAGGAGGAUGGCACACCUGAAGUGCCAGUCAUUGUACAGGGAUUUGAUCUCAUGUUCCUGAACGGCAAAUCGUUAAUGGAUACUCCACUUCGAGCGAGAAGAGCAUUGCUCAAGAAGCACUUUCCAGAAGUAGAAGGCAAGUUCCAGUACGCCAAAUCUCUCGACUUUGUCGAGAAUGGAGACACUAUUGACUUGGAAAAGUUCCUGGAUGCCUCGGUCAAGGGUCAAUGCGAAGGUUUGAUGGUCAAGACUAUGGAUGACAUCUAUGAGCCAUCCCGACGUUCUUUGAACUGGCUCAAGUUGAAGAAGGAUUAUUUGGACGGACUCGGCGAUUCUUUCGAUUUGGUUCCAUUGGGAGCGUACCACGGCAAGGGCAAGAGAACGGGUGUGUACGGAGCCUACUUGUUAGCGUGCUAUGAUGAAGAUGCUGAAGAAUUCCAGAGUGUGUGCAAGAUCGGAACUGGAUUCUCGGAUGAAGAUUUGAAGACGCUCUCGGCGUCGCUGAACGAACACAAGUUGGAGACCAAAAGCUCACAGUACAAUGUUGACGAGGGAUUGGACUGUGAUGUUUGGUUCGAUGCUGUUCAGGUAUGGGAAAUCAAGGCAGCUGACUUGUCCAAAUCAUCCCUCCAUCGAGGUGCUAUUGGGAAAACUGGAGAAGCUGGUAGAGGCAUUGGGUUGCGAUUUCCUAGAUUCGAACGUAUUCGUGAUGACAAGAAGCCUGAAGAUGCCACCUCGAGUGAUCAGGUGCUCGAUAUCUACUACAAUCAAGACACUGUAAAGGGGCAUGAUGAUGGAGGUGGUGACGAUGGUAUCUAG
Messenger RNA from Cylindrotheca closterium, 2508 nucleotides. NCBI's taxonomy places the organism in Eukaryota, Bacillariophyta, Bacillariophyceae, Bacillariales, Bacillariaceae. The record is from the annotation of a GenBank genome assembly.